AUGGCUUUCGCUUCCAUUCUCCAGCUCGCGCUCUGUUUCCUCUGCUUUAGUAUUUUCUCCUACAACCAUAUCAAGUCAAAGAGGAAGAACACUGCCAUCCCAGUGUGUUGGCCGUUGAUCGGCAUGCUCCCUGAUCUUUUAGCCAACCGCCACCGCAUCCACGACUGGAUCACCUCCUUGCUCACAGCCUCCCAGCUCAACUUCCGGUUUACCGGUCCACCGAGCUCCAACAUGCGGCUCUUCAUCACCUGCGACCCAGCCAAUGUCCGGCACGUCUUCACCUCCAACUUCUCCAACUACCCCAAGGGUCCAGACUUCACCGAGAUAUUUGACAUCUUCGGUGAUGGCAUCUUCAACGUUGAUGGUGAUUCAUGGCGCCGCCAACGAGCCAAGGCCCAGCUGCUCACGUGUAGGCCACGGUUCCGGGCCUUCGUGUCCCGGUGCAGCCGUGCCAAGGUGGAGAAAGCGCUGCUCCCGCUGCUCGCCCACUUCGCGGCAACGGGAGAGUCGUGCAACCUGCAAGACGUGUUCAUGAGGCUGACGUUUGACACCACGACCAUGGUGGUGUCCGGCGCCGACACGGGGUGCCUCGCGAUCAGCCUACCGGAGGUGGCCUUCGCGCGCGCGAUGGACGACGCGACGCGCGUGCUCCUCGUCCGCCACAUCUUCCCGCUGUCCUGGUGGAAGUUGGCGAGGAGGCUGGGCAUCGGAUACGAGCGCACCAUGGCGGAGGCGUUGCGCGCCUGCGACCACUUCGUCAACGAGACGAUCGAGAAACGGCGGGCGGAGAAAGCCAAGGGAGAGGCCGAUGGCUCGGCCGAUCUGCUCUCGUCCUACAUCAACGACGACGACGAGGAGGAGAACGCGAGCUCCUCCUUCCUCCGUGACACGACCAUGAACCUGAUUUCCGCCGGCCGAGACGCUUCCGCCAUGGCCCUCUCCUGGUUCUUCUACCUCCUCACCAAGAACCCAUGCGUGGUGUCCAAGAUCCUAGAGGAGCUCGACUCCGUCAACGGCAUCACCACCCCUGACGGCAUGGUGACCUUCGACCCGGACGAGCUCAGGCCACUCGUGUACUUGCACGCUGCACUGUCCGAAACACUCAGGCUGUACCCGCCCGUGCCGUUGGAGCACAAAGGCGUGCUUGCCGCCGACGCGCUGCCGAGCGGUCACGACGUGCGUCCCGGCGACAAGAUCGUGGUGUCGCUGUUCGCGAUGGCGAGGAUGGAGGCCGUGUGGGGUAGCGACUGCAGGAAGUUCAGGCCGGAGCGGUGGAUAUCGAAGGACGGCAAGCUGCGGUACGUACCGUCGUACAAGUUCAUGACCUUCAGCUCAGGGCCACGGACCUGCCUCGGCAAGGACAUGGCGUUCGUGCAGCUCAAGGCCGUGGCGGCGGCCGUGGUGAAGAACUUCGAGAUCGAGGCCAUGCCCGGCCAUGUCGUCGAGCCCGCACUCUCCAUCGUACUUCACAUGAAGAAUGGUCUCAUGGUCAGGGUUAAGAGAAGGCAUGUGCUUAACAACUAAUUAAUCCGCCAGAUGCAAGGCCCGGGUUCGUAGCCUGGGAGCACCUCAGUAUGAUAAAUGCUGAACUCCCGUUAAGCUGUCGAACUGUAAUCAGCUAGCAAUAAUAUGUUUUCUCACGAUGUCAUUUUCUUGUUUGCUGGGCGUGCUCAGUUGAGAACUAAAAGAUGAGUUUCCACUGCCUAGACAUGAACUUUAAACUAGUUAAUGUCUGUGCGCGUUUGGACGGUCUAGAUCACCCCAAGUUUAGACAACAA
Messenger RNA from Oryza sativa Japonica Group (Japanese rice), 1778 nucleotides. RefSeq names its product cytochrome P450 86B1-like. Gene Ontology annotation, molecular function: oxidoreductase activity, acting on paired donors, with incorporation or reduction of molecular oxygen; iron ion binding; heme binding. Lineage: Eukaryota; Viridiplantae; Streptophyta; Magnoliopsida; Poales; Poaceae. The record is from RefSeq and is a predicted model, not a curated record.